GAAAAGGUGAUUAGCAUCGCGGGCGCACUUCACGCCGGCACAAGUGGUUCAAUUAAAUUAAUGGAAUUAGUAAAACAAAUUCGCUACGUUAGGUGCCGCCCAUUGACAAUGCCGGCUGGCAUUAAACGAGUACCACUUGGACAACUUCGUGGGUAUUUGACAAAUGUUAAUGUAUGCAAAUAUGAAACAGCGAAAGUCUACGCCCAGCAGCCAGCAGCCGGUACAACUGGAUACCUUCACCUUGUUGCACCUGCGCCUAUAUCAGUUCCUAGGCCUGUGUUCAGUGCCAUUGCAAUUGAAAUGUGACCUCGCCACAGUCAAUCAACACCCGCAGCGUUCCAGCACACAUCCAACUUGGCGGCUCCUGCUGAUUUGGCAUUGUUUGCACUUCAUAUUCUUUGGUUUGCUGCAGUUUUGGACAAGCACCAAUCAUGAUUCAAUACUCUACAAUAGCGAUCGUUUUGGAAAAUUCAAUGACAUUCUAAAGUUGAUUGCCACGAUUUCUGCACAUUUUGUAAUACUCAGCGAAACCAUACUGCAGCGCAAAUAUAUGCAAAAGUUUCUCAUCACCUACUCACAACUCCAUUGCAAAUGGAGUUUAGGAACUUACCGCGAAGAAUACGGUCUUUAUAGGACAUACGUAUGGAAAGUUAUUAUUUCCACCGCCGUUUAUUUGAGUAUUGUUGUUAAUUAUACGCAGUCGAUCGCCACGCGUCGUCAGUGGUUAACGUUUUUCUUACCCUUUAUACCGAGUGGCUUCAUUUGCCACUUUCGUUCAAUAGAAAUUAUGUAUUUUAUGGAUAUGUUACGCAUCGAAUUGGAACAGCUCAAUAAGAAUGUAGAGCGGCUGGUACUUUUUAGUCAGCGUAAAUUCCAAACGAGCGCACAAAGGCUGGACUAUUUCGAGCAGACAAUUUGUGAUGAGUUGCAGACGCUAAUGAAGAACUAUGAAGAUAUUUACGAAAUGAGUGUCUUGUUGAAGAAAGCUGUGGGUGCAUCUAUCGCCUGUAACUACGUUAAGGAAUAUGUAAUGAUUUUGUCCGAAUGCUACUGGUCCUAUUGGAUGAUAUACACAGGCCAGGAUAUAAUUGAGUACUCUUUGAUAGUUCCUUCUGCCAUGACCAUCUUUCUUUUGUUAAUAACGUCACGAAAUUGUAUGCGAUCGGCAAAUUUCCUUGCACACAAUGUGCACAAAAUUCGUCACGACUUAGAAGAUCUCAACAUCUCAACGCGGCUACAAAACUUCACUUUGCAAAUACUACACCAGCGAAUCAUAAUCGAUGGCUUUGGUUUCUUCGUGCUGAAUUGCAAUAUGGCAAGAGAUGUGCUGGGUUCAAUAGCCACUUAUAUGCUCUUCUUUAUACAGUUUAUGCCCAAGUUCAAAAAUAUCUAAGGCACAAAACUACGAUUGCGUGCAAACAUUUGUAUGUGCA
This is a messenger RNA of Anastrepha obliqua, 1433 nucleotides long. Its product is annotated as gustatory receptor 8a-like. The transcript is spliced from 6 exons. NCBI's taxonomy places the organism in Eukaryota, Metazoa, Arthropoda, Insecta, Diptera, Tephritidae. The record is from RefSeq and is a predicted model, not a curated record. Bases 164 to 1393 code for a protein of 409 amino acids. Gene Ontology annotation, biological process: sensory perception of taste. Gene Ontology annotation, cellular component: membrane; dendrite; neuronal cell body.